This is a messenger RNA of Clupea harengus (Atlantic herring), 3310 nucleotides long. It is a transcript of the gene gpd1l, whose product is annotated as glycerol-3-phosphate dehydrogenase 1 like. NCBI's taxonomy places the organism in Eukaryota, Metazoa, Chordata, Actinopteri, Clupeiformes, Clupeidae. Gene Ontology annotation, biological process: glycerol-3-phosphate catabolic process; carbohydrate metabolic process. The record is from RefSeq and is a predicted model, not a curated record. Gene Ontology annotation, cellular component: cytosol. Gene Ontology annotation, molecular function: oxidoreductase activity, acting on the CH-OH group of donors, NAD or NADP as acceptor; protein homodimerization activity; NAD binding.
GCUAUCAUCCAUGGUCUUGUGAAAGCUCCUCUCGGUAUUAUCCUUCAGCCUGUCCACAUGGUUGAGAGUCUUACAUUAUUUCUUGCAAGACUUAAUAGACAGCCUGUUGUACACUUAUACUGCGAUAGUGUGAGUUUGCAUCAGUAAAAGCAAGAGUUGUACAAAUCGAAUUGCGGCUUGUAUUUGUCAUGGCUGUACCUUUGAAAGUAUGCAUCGUUGGCUCAGGAAACUGGGGCUCUGCCAUUGCCAGGAUAAUUGGCAACAAUGCAAACUUGCUCCCGCGUUUUGCCAGCACUGUCAAUAUGUGGGUGUUUGAGGAAAACAUCAAUGGCAGGAAGCUGACAGAUAUCAUCAACACUGAACAUGAAAAUGUCAAAUACCUCCCUGGAUACAAACUACCAGAAAAUGUGGUGGCUGUUCCCCAGCUGAGAGAUGCUGCUGAGGGGGCCGAUCUGCUGGUGUUCGUGGUCCCGCACCAGUUCAUCCGUAGGCUUUGCGACGAGAUGAUGGGCUGUGUGUCUGAGAAGGCCCGAGGAAUCACACUCAUCAAGGGUGUAGAUGAAGGACCUGAGGGUCUCAAGCUGAUAUCCGACAUCAUCAGGGAGAAGAUGGGUAUUGAUAUGAGUGUGCUGAUGGGGGCAAACAUUGCCAAUGAGGUGGCGGCUGAGAAGUUCUGUGAAACAACUAUAGGGUCCAAGAUCAUGGAGAACGGGCAGCUGUUCAAAGAGCUUCUCCAGACCCCUAAUUUCCGCAUUACAGUGGUGGAAGAUGCAGAUACGGUUGAGCUGUGUGGGGCCCUGAAGAACAUAGUAGCCGUGGGGGCGGGCUUCUGUGACGGACUGCAGUGCGGUGACAACACCAAGGCGGCUGUGAUCCGCCUGGGUCUGAUGGAGAUGAUCGCCUUCGCCAAGCUCUUCAGCAAAGACGACGCCGUCUCCUCCGCCACCUUCCUAGAGAGCUGCGGCGUGGCUGACCUCAUCACCACCUGCUACGGGGGGCGCAACCGCAAGGUUGCCGAAGCCUUCGCGAGGACUGGGAAGAGCAUUGAGGAGCUUGAGAAGGAGAUGUUGAACGGGCAGAAGCUGCAAGGACCACUCACCUCUGCGGAGGUCUACCACAUCCUCAAACAGAAAGAACUGGUGGAAAAGUUCCCACUCUUUACUGCCGUCUAUAAGAUCUGCUUCGAGGGGAAGCCGGUUCAGGAGAUGAUCACCUGCCUACAGAGCCAUCCAGAGCACAUGUGAGCGCCUCCUGAAGCUCUCUACAUCCACGGAUGACGACCUCUCACCACUUCUGCCAUUCAUACCUCCUUUCUAUUAUACUUGCGGCUACUCCUGAAAAUCGUCCUCAGUUUGUCGUGACUCCUAGAACUCAAUGGACACAAACACAUGGCCCCUUCGAUCCGGACUACUUCCCGGUGGGUUUCCAUAGUUGGCACACUGUACAAUUGCAUUGAGUGGUAUUUGGCAUUGAAAAUUAGAAGUUAAGCAGUUAAUUGGUGCACAUGUAGUGCACCAUGUAGGUAACACAUUUUUGGGAUAGGUGCGUUGUUGGCCAUAUCAAAGUCUGGGAUAUUGCCUAGUUACAGUUAACCUAUUGUAACCCCCAUCAUCAGUCUGGUUUUGUCCAAAGUGCUAUCCUCAUUCAGACCUGAUUUUGUUAUUUGCAGUCUUGUAUGAUCCUUUUUUGUGACAAGAACACUAAGUUCUUUCUGUACUCGUCUGCCAUCUUGUGGAUAGCAGUAGGAGCUACUUAUGAUGGGCUAGAAUUUGGGAAAAAGUUGAAUGAACUCCCAAAGACAUCAAGAAAGCCAGUGACACUCCAUAAUCAAUAGUUACUGCACUUUGUAUUUACUAUUGUACUUAGCCAGCAAAUAAUAACAACUCAUGAUUGCAUGAGAAUUGUCUAGACUUAAUUAUGGUUGGGGUUAAAUUCUUAUUUGUAAUCCUUUUAAAAACAUCUCUUCUUAAAACCUACAAGAGAUUUUAACACACUACACUGCCAUUUACACAAGUAACCUUUUAGUAACAAGAUUGAAUUACUCGAUGUACUUACUAUCGUGUGUGCAUAUACAGUAUACAUUUUGACUAAGGGCUUGGGUGCAUUGAAAUACAUACACUUAUUGUUCUUUGUAUAGUAUAGUAUGUGGUGCAGUUACAUUUUGUGCAAUUUUUGCUUAAAAUAAGCAAUUUAUCAAUGCACUUCAUAGGGUUAGGUUUUUAAAAUAUGGUCAGUUGAAAUAGCUGCUUUAAACAUUGGGCAUUGGGCCUAUAAAGAGCAAAGAAAUGCCUUGAAGCCUCAGCGGUCAGGACCAUAACUCAAAGGGAUCUGUCCACAGCUCUGAGAUGAGAUUUACCCUGGCUGUGUGUGUGUGUGUGUGUGUGUGUUUGUUUGUGCCCGUGAGGUGGUGAUUUGCAAAAUGUGAUCGUGUGAUGCUGCAUUUAAGGUGUACUAUGUUGUUUCGGUGGUCAGAAAAGGUCCCUACACCUAUAACAAUUCCACUGUGGUGGACUGUGUAUGUAAAAGAUAUCUAAUGAACAGCUUUGAAGAUUGCACAGGAGUUUUGACAAACAUCCUCUUUUCAAAUUCUGUUGUAGCUGUCAAUGUUAAAUCCUUUUUGACGACAAAAACUGUAUAUGUCACUUUUAACCGUUAACCAGCAAAACGACAUGUUUGCUCAUCUGUUAGUUUGAGGCACAAUUCAAAUGUGCACAUCGUCAGAGUUACUUGAAAAGAUGCAGCUCAUUAGGUCUAUUGAGUAAAAAUCCCUUGUCAGACCAUACUAAUUGUGUGGUUACGUGUGUUUGCCUUCAGCUUUCAGUUCAGGCAUUCUAGUUUUGUGUCUCUCCACCAUCUUAAUGAAACCACAUACAUACACAGAGCAGAAUGGAACUAAUACACAAAAUGUUUUGAACCACUGUUUCACACCCAGAUAAUAUAAUGUACAGUUCCUUACACCUCCACAUUUCAUUUGCAGCUGUAUGUUAGCCUCUCUUCUGCUAGCUCCCCCUCAGAUUGCAUAGUUAGUUCAGGCUUAGCUAAAGCCUUUUCUACUCUUUAACCCUUCUGGUCACAAUGCAGCUCUUGAUGGGUCUUUGUAUUUUAGGUCACAUUACGUUGCCUUUUUGUUACAUUUUUUUUGCUUUAUGAAUGUAUCCUCUAAGCCAUCCUGGUCUUGUUCCGUUCCAUCAUAAGCCCAUGAGGCUUUGCUUUUGGUUUUCUGUAAUCUGUCCAUGAGGAUGAAAAGUGAAGUGUCUGUCGUGUGGAAAAUGAUUAAACAAACAAAAGAAAAGAAAAAACAGUAAAGAAA